Messenger RNA from Cynara cardunculus var. scolymus (artichoke), 957 nucleotides. RefSeq names its product transcription factor MYB1R1. The transcript has 3 exons. The record is from RefSeq and is a predicted model, not a curated record. Bases 1 to 957 code for a protein of 318 amino acids. Lineage: Eukaryota; Viridiplantae; Streptophyta; Magnoliopsida; Asterales; Asteraceae. Gene Ontology annotation, biological process: response to gibberellin; response to auxin; response to ethylene. Gene Ontology annotation, molecular function: DNA binding.
AUGGCAAUUGUGCCUGGAAAGUGUUCGGAGGCGGUUGCUGGUGGCGGUGGAGGAGGAGGAGCUGGUGGUGCGACCUUUUCAUCUACCAUGAACAACGACGGAGGAAUCACGGGAAAAGGUAUCAUGUUGUUUGGAGUUAGAUUGAUGGAAGGCGGUGGUGGAGGAGGAGGAUCAUCGUUCAGGAAGAGCGCUAGCAUGAAUAAUUUAGCUCAGUUCGAUGAACAACCUCAGGAUUCUAACGUCGAUGCCGUUGGAUAUGCCUCUGACGACGUCGUUCAUCCCUCGGCUCGGAGUCGCGAGCGGAAGAGAGGAGUACCGUGGACGGAGGAGGAACACCGUCUGUUUUUGGUCGGGUUACAGAAGGUAGGGAAAGGAGAUUGGAGAGGAAUUUCAAGGAACUUCGUGAAAACACGAACGCCGACUCAGGUGGCUAGCCACGCUCAGAAGUACUUUCUCCGACGGACCAACCACAAUAGGCGACGCCGGAGAUCCAGCCUAUUUGACAUUACCACGGAUACGUACAUGAAUUCGUCAAUGGAUGAUGAUCAAAAGCCGCGGCCACCACCACCAAGUCUAAAACAUGAGUUGGAAAAAUAUCCAAUCUCAUCAACUUUUCCGGCAGGCAGGCUACAACUCAGCGGCAAUGGAGAUCAUAAUAUCCCGAUAGAGAGCCUGACACUUGGACGUAAAGCAGCAAUUAGCAAGAGCUCGGGAAAUCCCAUGCCUCCAAUCCCCCCCAUACCCCCAUCUAUGAAAAUGGCGAAACUCAAUCUAAGCGCCGCAGAUGAUCAUCAACCACCAUUACCCUUAACGCUAAACCUCUCGACCUCAACAUCUUCUGACCAACAAUCAUCAUCAUCGUCAUCGUCAACUGCAAGACACACGCUGACCAAUUUUCAAGAAAUAUCGGGUAACUUUAAUAGCAGCAAUGGGGAUAGCAUUAUUAGUGUUGCAUGA